Molecule: messenger RNA, 6547 nt
Organism: Cladocopium goreaui
Lineage: Eukaryota; Dinophyceae; Suessiales; Symbiodiniaceae
Source: the annotation of a GenBank genome assembly
GCAACUCAGUGCCAUGCUUCAAAUUUCCUCUGCGGCCUCGGGCGAAGUGAUUGCCACACUGGACGCUGCAGAAUUUGGGCUGCUGGCUGAGACGCGCGGCAGCACGGUCAAGGCGCUGAAGCAACAUCUGGCGGGUCGCCUGCAAUGUACGCGCUUCUGCCAGCGGCUCUUUUGCGAUGCCCAACUGUUGUCAGACCAAGAUCAGUUGACCUUCCCGAUGCAUCUACAACUUCUUCUGUUGAAACUUGAAGCUCUGGAAACUUUCGCGGAGGACACCUGCCAGUGCCACCGACAUCGGACAUUUCUGAAGGCCUGCGCUCUGAAGCUGCGCUGCGAUCAGAUCUUCUGGGCCUGUGCCUUUCAGUGUUUUGCGUUGAGGAGGCUGCGGGAGCUGUACACUGAGCUCCUGGACGCGGCCGAGGGAUUUCAAGUGGGAGCGGCGCCUGUGGCAGCAGACGCAACUCCCGUCCGUGGGGAGACAGCCGAGCCAGGGCCUUCCCUGUCAACUCCGGGUACGCGCCCCCCGGGGGUUGAGGAGGGCGCUGCGGCUGCGCCUCCCGUUACACCAGUCAAGACAGAGACAGGGGAGGACGCUACAGGACCAAAUCACGCCACUUCCAAAGCUGCACCUACUCUGCCCCCUCCCUUAGCUGAGACAGAACCGGCCAAAGCAGAGGUGGGAGAUAAAGAGCUCCCGAACAGAGAACAAGCAACCCCUGACAUUGAGAAGAAAGAGAAAACAAAGAAGGACAAAAAGGCAAAGAAAGACAAGAAGAGCAAGAAGCCUUCCAAGCAAAGCCCGGCAAGGUCUUCCAGAGGAGAGGAAAAGGCAAGCUCCCGAGAGAGAGGGAGACGGAGGUCAGAUAAGGCCACACCGGCCUCCUCUGGGCGUGAGAGACCAUCUAGAAGGUCAGACAGCAGAGGACGAAGGUUGGACAAGGGUGUCUCCCGAGAGAGGGAGAGGCCCGUGGAUGAGGAGAGUGAGGCGGCCAGCGGCAGCAAAGGCAGCCCUGAGGCGGCCAGCGGCCGAGGCUCCCGUCAGAGAGGCUCGGGGGCAACAUACUUCGAGGCGCCCUGUGAGUUCGCUGGGAAGGUAGACAAGGUGGUGCUUGAGGACAACGGAGCUGAGCUCGUUCUUACGCUGACAGGGACGAGCACUGAGGAGCUCCUGAAGUACGCCUCGGGCAUUCACCCUCCGGUGAUUAGGGCUCAUUUGUGUGGAGCCGGGUGUGACCAGAAAAGGAGCAACCAGGAUUUAGUUCAUCUCUCCCGUUUCAAGCAAGUGGUGGGAGAUCAGCCAAAGACAUGGGAAGAGAAUCUAAAAGAAGACGACGUGAAUCGGGAGCUGAGGAGGAAGCAGGAAGAAUGGGAGCGACGCCAGGAGAGACCUGGCCAGGAGGGCGAGGAAAGGUCCGUCUCCCGAGCGAGGGAGGACAAGAAGAAAAAGAUCGAGAAAACAAAGGCCAAGAAGAAAGAAAGGAGAGAAAGGCUGAAGAAGAUUGGGGGCAAGGCCGUGGCAAAGAAACACCCGCAGGAUCUCUUUGGCGGGACCGGCCUCGACCCAGACGCCAAAAUAAGGCGAAGAGUAAAAAAGAAGGCAAAGAGAAAGCUCAAAAAAUCAAAAACCUCAUCUUCCUCCUCAAGUCAAAGCUCAAGUUCGUCAAGCAGCGUGGACGGGAGUCUUGGGCUCCUGGAAGACAGGAACAAGGUUCAGCGCUUGGCCGAGGUGGCCCCCGGGGUGCUGACAGAGGAGUCGCUACAGUACAUGAAGGGGUAUGUACUCCAGGCCUCCGGCUCAACGUGGGCGAUGGACACCGAGGCACUUCCUCCCAUAGCCUCGCAAUAUGUGAGGAGUUUUAUAGCCCCGCGCUCCUCAGGAGGCAUCCUGAGAGAGGCAGUAAGCCUGGCCCACUGCCUCGACUUGCUCCUGUUGGGGCGCGCAGCCGAGUGCGCCGAUGCGCUGAAUCAGCGCCUCAAGAGCCUGGAGCUGACCAUUGCAGGACAGCCGUGGGCCACUUCCCAAAAAAUCGAAGUGGUCCCACAACUGGAGGCCAGCAUGGCCUCGAGGGCCGAGCUGCAGGUGGCGCAAAAGGAAGCUCGGCUAGACGGGCAGACGAAAGGCCAGACCGCGAGCUGGGAGAAAGGCGAGACGCCAGAGGUAAGAAUGGAAGAAGAUAGCCGGCGUGAGGAGGUUGCAAAAGAGUGGCAAGAGGAAUCAAGUCAGGGCGCGCAGAGGAAAUCAAGCAGCACAGAAAAAGUCUUCGAUGGUGGCCAAAUUCGUAGCUGGGGAGACAAAAGGGAGCUCCCGGUAGAAGCCUGUAGCAUGCAUGAGGGGGAGACUGCCAUCUCUCCUGGUUUCACUACAACCUUGGCUGCCAGCAAGUGCGCCGCUGGUGAGACUGAAGCUUUGGACCGCUUAGGCUUGGGCCGAGUGGAUGCGGAAAAAGAACAGCGAGUUACGGGGGCGGUUUGGAAUGACGAGUCUCCCACCAAAUUCCAAAAGAGAAUCCUGGAGGAACUAUUAGCUGACUCCCGGCGAGUUUUUGAGUGGGAGGAAACGGUCCCAGAAGUAACCUGGGCUGAUUUCUUUAGAUGUAGAGGGAUUGACUACAAGGGAGAAGAAAUAAUGACAGCUCAGUCCAUGGUGUGGGAAAAUGUGGCACCAGCACUCCCGAAAGAAGUGGGAGGGGUUCAGUUGGAAAACGUGGUGGAGCAUGGCUGUCUUCACUAUGUCAAGAAUUUCGAGACCUACCUCCUGCCAGAGGAGGAUCAAGUGUAUACCAAACCACCACGAGUGUUGGUUCCUCCCGAAGGGUGGGAGCGCUUUUGUAGGGGUCUGUUAGAGCUGGGAAUUUUCGACAAGGUCCAUGAAGAUGACCUCUAUAAGGCAGAUCAAUUGGUGAAGAAACUACUCUCUCAGGUCAGCAUCAAAGGUGAUGACGUUUUGUUGCAAAGCUCUUCAGAGGACCAUGUAAAGUAUCAUCGAAUCCGUGCCACGAUCCCGGCAAAGCUGUGGAAGUGGAAGACAGUAUGUGGGUGGAGCUGGAAGGGAGUGACAGAGCAUAUCAAUGUGUUAGAGAUGAGGGCGGCCUUGACAGCGCUGAAGUGGCGCAUAGAAAGGAAAACCCUGCGGAUGCCCCGAGUCGGCAUCCCAGAAAAAGAAAGUGGUCUCAUGCCUAAGCGGCACUUAGAAGGAGCCACUCCAGAAGCUAGGGCAAAGGCACGGCAGCGUUUGGGUACCUUAAAACAACUUACGGUGCAACCGGUUACACGGAUUCGAUAUGAUCAAGCUUUGCAAGACUUUUUCAGAUAUCUCAAAGAGAUCGGGCAAAUCCUACCCACUACGGCACAUGACCUAGACCUGGUCAUGGCAGAUUACAUUGAACAUCUUUGGGCAACAGGAGCCGGGCGUUCUACUGGGUCAAACGUAUUGGCGGCAUUACAAGAUGCUCAACCACACUCAAAGGGCAAACUGCCGCAGAGCUGGCGAUUGAUGAAGACGUGGGUCAUCAAUGAAAUUCCGAAUAGGGCUCCGCCCUUGCCAUUGGAAAUUUUGGAAGCAAUGGUAGGAUAUUCCCUAUUCAAACAACAGCAUUUAUUCGCCUUAUCCCUGUUGGUGGGAUUUUUUGGACUCCUGCGAACGGGAGAGAUUCUCACCAUUUGUGCAUCUCAUGUCUCAGUUGUUUCAAACAAAGGCCCGGCUGUUAUCUCGCUUGGUCUGACCAAGUCUGGGAAACGUCAGGGUGCGGCAGAGUCCGUCACUAUUUAUGUGGAGGAUGUCUGUCGUAGACUUUUUCAAUGGAAAGCACAGGUGCGAAGCACCGCAAAGUUGACAGGUGCAGCCCACAUAUGGCGAAAGCAGUUUUCUGACACUCUGACUGCUUUGAAGUUCCAUCACUUGGACUUCCGACCCUACUCUUUAAGGGCCCUCCGCCCCCACCCUGGAAAGCAAAGAAGAAACAGCGGAAUCGGGGACCGAAAAAAGGAGCACAUCGAGUGCUUUAAGGUUUGGGUCCUGUCGUCUUGGGCCUGGCCGGACAAGGGACGGCCUAAAUCCACUUUGGCUGGGUAUUUCACGGGCUUGGCCGUGGACUUGCGUUCGGCCCUUCGGGAGGAAUCGGUUGAGCGCGAGGAGUUAAGGAGUCGUGUGGAGCAGCAAGCUGUGCAAACGCGCGAGGCUUUGGACGAGCUCCGAAGCUGCUCGGAGCGACGCGAGGCGGAUCUGGUGGAGCGAGUGAACCAGGUUGUGGAGGCGCAACGUCAAGAGCUGCAAGGCUCCAAGGCGAAACAUCUGCAACUCCAAGAGGCGUUCGAGGAGCUCCGUCGCGCGCUGCUGGCCGCGAGCCUGGAGCGGCGCAACGGGGAGGAAGGCCUGGUGGCCAGGCUGGCGCAUCUCGAAGCUGCGCUGGGAGAUCAGGUGGCUGCACGAGAAGAAGAGCACCACCGGAUGGCAAGGGAAGUGAUGACGACCGUGGCCAAACUGCAGGAGGAAAUCGUGCAGCGAGAGGAGGCUGUGUCCAAAGUGACGCAGCAGCUCACGGAACAGGCGGCUGUUCUGGAAGAUGCCCUUCACAAAGAAAGUAAGGCCAGGGACGAGGCCCUCUCUCAGGCAGUGUUGCCGCUGCACAAGGGCCUGAAAGCGGCCGCGACGGCGCGGGAGGACAUUGAAAAGAACCUGGUCAUUAAGAUCCAACAGCUGUCUGAAGAACAGCAGCAAGAGCGGGAGGAGCGCUCCAGGCUCUCGCGGGAUAUCGGUGCAUCGCUGUCAAAGUUGCAGCGGAUGCAGGCCGAAGAAGAAGAGCUCCGGAGCCAGGAGAACGAAUGUCUGGGCAGCGCUGUGGAGUCCAUGCAGGAGGUUUCCCGAAGCUUGCGGCACUCCUACGAGGAACUGAGACAACGCAGUCAAGAAAGCAGCGACCAGCUACGGUCCACGCUUUCUCGCGAGGCGGCUGCGAGACAAGCCAAGUUGGAGGCGAUUGACUCGGCGGUCAGAGAGCUCAGGAGUCAAGUGUCAACCGAGACCCAGCAACGUGAGGUGAGUGUGAAGCACCUCAGCGGCGAGAUUUACGCCGAAGUCAAGGCUCGAGAAGAAGCGACCAGCCGGGACCGGCGUGCCAUAGAGGAAGAUGUGGCCAAGGCGGUGCGAGAGCACCGCAGGAGCCGCGAGGAGGAGGAGAGGAAGGUGCAGCAACGGCUGCUGGAGACCUCGGCGCAGCUGGCGGAGGAGCGCGAGCAGCGCCUGGAGCAGCUGCGCACAGAGCGGCUGCGCCUGGAGGAGCUGCGAGAGGAGCUUCAGAGGCGCUGCAAGGCCUUCGAGCAGCACAGCGAGAAGAACGGCACCGCCUUACAGCGCCUGGAGGACUGGAAGAGCAGCGUGGCCAAGGAGCAGGAGUUGCAGCUUGCGCGGCUCAACAAGAGCUGUGAUGAGCUGCGACAGGACCUGCUGGCGGAGACGCAACGGAUCGAGAACGCCUGCCGAGUGGUGGAGAACAAGAGCCUGGAGGUGGAGUCCUCGCUCCGCAGCGAAGGCACCAAGCGCCAGGCGCUGGGCACCACGCUGCGCGAGGCACUGGAGGCGGCGGAAAGGCAGCGGGCGGAGCAGAUGCAGAUGGAACGACAGCAGAGGGAACAGCUGCAAAUGAAGCAGGAGGAGCUGCAUAAGAUGCUCCUGGAGCGCCAGAAGGAGCGCCUGGCUGAGCAAUGCGUGGAGCAGCUGGCGCAGCUGAAGGAGCAGCUGGCCGAGGACGCGGCACGUCGCGACCACUGGGAGGCGCAGAAACAGCUGCAGCUCUCGCAGCUGACUUCGGCGCAGGCGGAGCAGCAGCACGGCCUGGCGGAGGCGCAGCAGCUGCGACAGCACUGCGAGGCCAAGCUGCGGGAGGCGCAAGUGGCUGCAGACGAGCUGAAGCAGGAACUGCUACGCCUGGAGCAGCUGCGCCAAGGCGACCAGAGCCUGUUUGAGAGCCAGCAGCGCCAGGCGCGGCAGGCGCACCUCAGCCUGGAGGCGGCCAUUGGAGGGCUUCACGAGGAGCUCCAGCGCGAAUCCGUGCAGCGGGAGGAGGCCUUGAAACGGCUGGAAGGGAAGCUGCGGGAGGCCAUGCAGCAGGCGGCAGUGCCUGUGAAGCAGGAGAUGGCCCAUGUGCAGGAGCAACUGCAAGCCUUCGAAGACUCUGGAAGGCAACGCCUGGCUGAAGAAACCAGGAGGUCCAAGGCAUCAGUGGGGAAAUUGUCGCAGCAGAUCUCCGCGCUGGUGGAAGAUGAGAAGUCCCGGGCGGCGCCGCCUGAACGAGCUCAGGAGCUGGCCCGCAGCUUAGCACAGCUGGACCGCAGGCAAGUAGCAGAGGAGCAGGGGAGACACCAGGCUUCCAUCUCUUUGCAGCGCGCCUUGGACGCGCUGCGGGAAGACCUGCUGGGCGAGGCCACAUCGCAAGAGGUGCAAUCCCUGCUGCGCAAUUGGCAGCUGCGAGAGGACAAGGCGGAGGCAGCUCAGCAGCAGCUCUUGUCUGACCUGGGCGACCUCCGAGAGCGUGUCACACGCGAGGUUUAA